GCUUUAAUUUGAUUUCUCUCCUUUUCUUCUCCUUUUCUUCUCCACUUAAUUGUAUUUUUGUUUGAAAUUUUAUUUUUAAUUGAUAUGCAUAUCAAAUUAUUCAUAAGUAUUAUUUUCUUUUAAAAUUAUGGUGAUGAGAAAAUCAAGUUGCUCACGGCGCCGAAACCAUGAUUUAAACUUAUCUGACUAGACGCAUAACCACAAUGAGUUGCUUGCAGUCUUGGCCUGAGCCUAUCGUGAGAGUCCAGUCCUUAGCAGAAAGCGGCAUAACCGCUAUCCCCGAUCUCUACAUCAAACCACCAUCCAAACGACCAUCACCGCCAAACACCAACAACCACCGUGAUGCUGACGUCAACAUCCCGAUCAUUGACCUCCAAAACCUUUUGAGCGACAACCGGUGCCUCCGCGAGGCAACGAUGCGUUCAAUCUCGAGCGCCUGCAGGGAGUGGGGUUUUUUUCAGGUGGUAAACCACGGGGUGAGCCACGAGCUGAUGAAGCGGGCGAGGGACACAUGGCGCGAGUUCUUCAGCCUGCCUCUGGAGGUGAAGCAGGAGUACUCCAACAAGCCGAGUACGUACGAAGGGUACGGAAGUCGGCUGGGAGUUGAGAAGGGGGCUAUUCUGGAUUGGAGUGAUUAUUACUUUCUUCAUUACAUGCCUCCUCAGAUCAGAAACCACAACAGAUGGCCAGCUCUCCCAACUUCAUGCAGGAAAUUGAUUGAAGAAUACAGCGAAGAAACAAUUAAACUGUGUGGGAUUCUGAUGAAGGUGUUGUCUCUAAACCUUGGCCUUGGGGAAGACCAACUUCUCGAUGCUUUCGGAGGAGAAGAGAAUAUUGGGGCAUGUUUACGGGUCAAUUUCUACCCAAAAUGCCCUCAACCAGAUCUAACCCUUGGUCUCUCAGAACACUCUGACCCAGGUGGCCUGACCCUUCUCUUACCUGAUGAAAAUGUUGCUGGACUUCAAGUUCGUAAAGGUGAAAAUUGGGUGACUGUGAAGCCUGUUCCUAAUGCCUUCAUCGUAAACAUCGGAGAUCAAACUCAGGUGCUGAGCAAUGCAAUUUACAAAAGUGUAGAACAUAGAGUGAUUGUGAAUUCAGUUGAAGACAGAGUUUCACUGGCCUUGUUUUACAACCCAAAAAGUGAUUUGAUGAUUGAACCUGCCAAAGCUCUUGUCACAAAUGAUCGCCCUGCCCUUUACUCGCCUAUGACAUUUGAUGAGUAUCGGCUUUAUAUUAGGAUGAAGGGGCCUUGUGGAAAGGCGCAAGUUGAAUCUUUAAAAUCCUAUGAAUAGUAUUAGUUUCCGUAUUAGAACACAACAUAUUAUAAAUGGUGGUAGUCGCUGCACUGGAAUAAUCUUGUAAUUUGUUACAGACUUCACUAAUUAAUAAAGCUAUUCUAUAUUUUCCAAAGAA
This is a messenger RNA of Pyrus x bretschneideri (Chinese white pear), 1413 nucleotides long. Its product is annotated as jasmonate-induced oxygenase 1. The coding region runs from base 204 to 1292 and encodes 362 amino acids. The record is from RefSeq and is a predicted model, not a curated record. NCBI's taxonomy places the organism in Eukaryota, Viridiplantae, Streptophyta, Magnoliopsida, Rosales, Rosaceae. The transcript is spliced from 3 exons.